Anopheles aquasalis is the source of this 608-nucleotide messenger RNA. RefSeq lists its product as uncharacterized. Lineage: Eukaryota; Metazoa; Arthropoda; Insecta; Diptera; Culicidae. The record is from RefSeq and is a predicted model, not a curated record.
AUGUCUAGUUGGCAGUACGGUGUGGUCAUAGCCUUGGUAGCUUGUGCAGUGGAGCAGGCAAUAGCUGUGCACGGUCAGUUUGAACGGGUCGAGCAGGUGUCGGGCUUCGACUACCUCCAGUAUGAUCUUCGCGUGCGCAAGUACAAUCGCACAACGGCUACUCUCAACGGUACAAUACACAUAAAACAACCAAUAGACGAUACGUUCAGGUUUUCCACCGACGUCUUUCACAGUAGCCUCGGUAAUCAGCAGUUCCAGCAUAUGCCGCUUCAUUUGCCCGAGUCCGGUUUCUGCCAGUUUAUGGACCUGCUGCAUAGAGAGUACCCGAAUGCAGUGAAGGAUGUUGUGCACAUAACGGAACCCGAACAAUGCCCCAUUCCUGUAUGCUCGAUGCAUUUUCUGGAUAUGGAGUUUCCCACCGAAGUCUUGCCGCAACCGAUCACAAGAGGACUGUGGAAAUUAAUUCUCAAGGGAGUGCACAGUGGCGAAACAAUGUUCCAAGCCGUUAUCGUUGUCCGUGUAUACGAUGAUCUCUAUUACUAGUAACAUGUCAGUUGGAGCGAUUUCGUGCAAAAUGGCUGUAGUAUUUACGUUGGAAAAUAUCACGA